This is a messenger RNA of Postia placenta MAD-698-R-SB12, 691 nucleotides long. RefSeq lists its product as hypothetical. The record is from RefSeq and is a predicted model, not a curated record. Bases 415 to 603 code for a protein of 62 amino acids. NCBI's taxonomy places the organism in Eukaryota, Fungi, Basidiomycota, Agaricomycetes, Polyporales, Adustoporiaceae. The transcript is spliced from 2 exons.
AGCUGACGGCAUGUGGACAAGGGAUUGUUAUGCGUAGACCGUCUUCAGAGAGCAGUGCUCAAUUCUGAGGAUGUCGUGCAGGCGGCUGUGAGGCCAGAGGGACGGGGUUUUCCAUCAGCCUGAGGAUACAUCAGCGAAGCAGGUGAUACAGAGUAGGAUAUGUGAUUUUCACGAGCGAUGACAGUCUAGAGGGAUAGAACUGCAUAUAUUCGUGCUGUGCCUGUAGUCAAAUCGAGUGCAUUGUUAGUAUGCAACUGCCGUGGCACUAGCUAAGUUUGUCUUAUUGGCCACACGGUGUUAGUGCGCACCUUGAAUGUAUGCAGAAUCCCACGACAAGCGGAAAAACAGAGGAUAAGAAGCGCGUAUGGUGACUGUCCAUACUACGUCAUCAUUGCUGGUGGUAAAGAUUGCAUAAUGCGUGUGUUCUGGGGGAUUGAGGGUAAGAGAGGUGACGAGGAUGACCUUCCGCAAACUUGGUGUCCGGACGCAUGUGAUACGAACAUGACACAAGCAUGGAUCUUAUGUCUGACUGAAACAAUGUGCAGUCAGCACGGCUGCCGCACGCUAGAUAUCUACUGGCACAUAUCUAGAUUAGCUCGAUAAUAACAUGCGGGAGAAGAUGAUGCUUGAGUGGGAGAUCGGGUCAGUGACAAAUAUCCGACAGAUCGAUGACAAUUGAGGAGUGAGGUUG